Molecule: messenger RNA, 4054 nt
Organism: Scatophagus argus
Lineage: Eukaryota; Metazoa; Chordata; Actinopteri; Scatophagidae
Product: MAGUK p55 subfamily member 7-like
Exons: 18
Coding region: 733-2547 (604 amino acids)
Biological process (GO): protein localization to adherens junction
Cellular component (GO): plasma membrane; cell-cell junction
Molecular function (GO): protein binding
Source: RefSeq, a predicted model, not a curated record
CUUGCUAUUUAGAUGCGAAGACGACUUUGGUUUCAGUUAAAAGUAACUUACUUCUAAUGCUGUAUUUUUCUCUUAGGGACUGAUUUGGUAGAGGGCGUUAAAAGUACAAAAGACAACAAUAACAGACGAACACUGAUUUCUGCAAUUCAACGGAAAUUCUCCGUUAACAUGUCCACACAGAGGGUGUUACUGGGUAAUAGAGUAUUCACUGGGCUUCACAGGCUCAUAUCUGCCAUUAAAAGACUUAAACGCUAAGAAGAGGCAGAACUGAAUUUAAAUUGUGACAUGCAUCACCAAAAAGCUCACCCCCUAUGAUUGUAAAGGUUGAUGAAAGGCUCUUACUGUCUUAUUAAAACUUCGAACCUCACAAAUACUGUAACACCAAAGAGAAAAGUAUGAAACUGCUCUUUUAUAGGAGAGAAAAAGUAAAAGAGAUCAAUUAUUCAGUUACACCAGUGACAGUUAUAUGUGCAAAGUGAACUGGUCUGGGCUAACAUCAUGUCACAUGCUUUGUCAUUGCUCUAUUGAUUGUCCCGACUUGAUUUAGGUCAGACCUGACACAUAUUGACUGAAUAAGAGACAGUCUCUAUUACAAUCUGCCCAGUCGAACACUAUAAAGCCUCUUUCGACAAGUGGAUGUUCAAAUGCAGCUCACACUCUUUAGGUAUUAAGUGAUAUGGCCUGUAUGAACAGGGCCUAAUGGAAUCCAUGGACAGUCUCUGAGUGAGGAGGAUGCUGAGCAGAACAGAACACAGAGGUGUGUGUAGGCUGCUAUCAUCAGUGAUGUCUGGAACAGAGUCUCAUACAGACAGAGAGGAGGACUACAGGUUCCUCCACAGCAUGUUGAUGGAGAAGAAGCUUCACCUGCUCUUUAAGAUCCAUGAGCGUCUGAAGCGUUUUGAGAAGCGAAGCCCCAUCCCCAUCCAAGAGCACGCAGCGAUUCUGGCCUCAGAUUUGGUGGAGGAGCUGAUAUACCAAGGCUGGAGAGAUGAAGUUAAAGAACUAGUUGCCCUCUUUUCCAAACCCCAUUUUAAGAGUCUCUUGUCUGUCCAUGACGCUGUAGCUCAGAGAGACUUUGAGCCUACUCUGCCACCAAUACCUGAUGAUGUACUGGAGGAGGAUGAGGAUUCAGUCAAAAUUGUCAGUCUGGUCAAAACCAAAGAGCCUCUGGGGGCGACAAUUAAGAGGGAUAAAUCGACUGGGGCUAUUAUUGUGGCGAGGAUCAUGAGAGGAAGUGCAGCUGAUAAAAGUGGCCUGAUCCAUGAAGGAGAUGAACUGAAAGAGGUGAAUGGAGUCUCACUGGAGCACAGAAAGCCAAAGGAAAUCCCUUCUCUUCUGGCUUGUUCUCAGGGUGAAGUUAAAUUCAAAAUCAUUCCUGCCUCCUCCAAGGAAGAAAUGUCAUCAAAUAAGAAGCUGUUUUUGCGAGCUCUUUUUGACUAUGAUCCUGAGGAGGAUCCCGCCAUUCCGUGCAAAGACGCAGCUGUAGCCUUUAAAAGGGGCGACGUCCUCCAGAUUGUCAGUAUGGAGGAUGACACCUGGUGGCAGGCCUGUCACUUCACUGGCAGCAGCACUCAGGCGGGGCUCAUCCCCUCACAGCAGCUCCAUGAGAGGAGAGUUGCACUACAGCGACCUAAAUCCCUGUUCAAGCCUCGACGAGCCAAACAACCAGUCAUGGAGGAUGUCGACUACAGAGCUAUUACAGGGAUCCACAUUGCUGGUUUAAGAAGGAGUUUCCGACUUGGGAGAAAGAGCAGUUGGGCCAGAGAAGCAGCUCGGUCCAGGAGGUGGAGCACGGGGGUACAUGGAUCAAUUCGUCCCCCUACCUACAUUGAGGUGAUCCCAUAUCACAGAGGACCCAAGGACAGACGCCGUCUGGUCAUUCUGGUUGGGCCUGACGGCGUUGGAGUUAAUGAACUGAAGAGGAGGCUCCUGAUAUCUAACCCCAACCGCUAUGGCGUCACUGUACCGCACACCACACGUGAGAAGAGAAGGCAGGAGGCCGAGGGAGUGGAUUAUCAUUUUGUAUCGAUUCACAUGUUUGAAGAAGACAUUCUCAAUCAUAGGUUUAUUGAAUAUGGGAGAUACAAUGGACACUACUAUGGCACAAGUCUAGACUCUGUGCACAGAGUAAUGGCUGAGGGCAAGGUGUGCCUCUUGAAUGUGCACCCCAGUAAAAUAAAGCAUGUGUACACAUCUGAAUUCAAACCAUACGUGGUGUUUGUGAAGCCCCCGCGUAUAGAGGAGCUACGCCUCACCAGACGGAGAGCUAAGUUCAUCUGCGACGAAGAGGACAAGAACUCAGUCAGGAUCUUUUCAGAGGAAGAUUUUGAGGACAUGAUUGACAUGGCUGAAACCAUGGAGAGCCAAUGCGGUCACUUGUUCGACAAGGUGAUCGUUAAUGGAGAUAUCGCCGUGGCAUUUAGAGAGCUGAAGGCAGACCUUGAGAAGGUUGAACAAGCACAAGUCCACUGGAUUCCUGCAGAGUGGUUCUGCUCCUCACCAACGAAAGCACGGAGAAGCUGUGGCCACUUGAGCGGCUGGAUUUAAAGUUUGAACACACAAAAAAAACGAAGGAAAGAAAGUCAAAACUAUAUUUCUUAAUUGUGUAUGUGGUAUGCAGUCUUAAUUUUUGUCAUAUUUGAAAGAUUUUUGCAUUUGUGAACAAGUCCUGUGAUUACCAGUCUUCCAUACUGUCCCUUAGUGUGUAUCUUAUUAGGCAGAGUGUCCACGUCCAUCUGUCUCAGAGCCAGUUUUUCUGUUGGCAUUUGGCUGAAAUAACGUCGGCUCGCAGCACAGAACAGGAAACUCUCCAGAGCUUGUGGCUGAGUGUAAUCCUUCCCUGCCAAGUCGCAAACAUCAGCAUGUAAUUAUUCUGACAGCUGCUGCACUUCAAUUAAGUGUAAUGCACACCAGAGAAAUAUUAUUAGUGGCAGUCAGCGAGACAUUUUGCCAGCAACAUGCUGUACAAAAUAGGGACAGAAAACAAGAUAACAGUCAAUUAUACUGUAGAUGAAGGAGAAGGAAAACCUGUUUUACGGCUGUAAGUUUCAGAAUUGUGUACAUACUAAAGAUGAGGAGUGCAGAUGCACAACUACACAACUACUCUAAUAUUCACUGUAGAAACAUGGUUGUUGAAUGUUUUUAUGGCUUGAAUUUGUUUAUUUUUAGACACCCUACACUGAGAAUUAAUUAAUUGAGAAGUUGUCUUUUUUAUAACAUAAACAUAUUGAGACAAUUAAAAAUAAUUGGCAGAAAUUCGCCAUUAGCAGAACUCCAUUAACAUACACUCAUAUAUGAGUAUCACAGCUGUCGAGUGCAGAUUCUGCUGUUCCACUAUACGCAAGCUGCUCAAUCUCAUUCUUUUUAAUGGCUGCAUUCCUCUACAUUCAUGGUAUUUCCUUCCUCUUUUUGGAUGCUGUGCUCAAUUGGGUGUGAAGGAGUGUUAAUGUGUCUAUCAUGUCGUGUUUGGGAGGAAGAGGGAGCUGCAUGAUGUGGGGAGACUGUAAUAGCUUUCAGGGGACUUUAGCCCUCGCAGAAAUACAGAGAGAAAGUUAUGACCAUACAUAAAAGCCUACUGUAAAAGCACAGUGAGGAUCUACAUAGUGGAUAAGGCUACAGGGAUUUUGUCUCAGGUAUUUAUUUUACUUUGGCAGACUUAAUGUCUGUGUCAAAUCACAACUAAGUACACAAAGAAGACAGUAGCAAAAAUGGAUGAGUGAAGAUGCACUCAUUUGUGUAUUUACAUGUCUCCUGAUCAUCAAAACACCCAAACCAGACCUCCAGGACCACAGUACCAUUUCUUCCAGGCCCGAAGCUUAACCUCAGCCAAAGCGUGGCAGUAUAAUUUCAUCACACUACUGAGAAUCUGCAGGCACCCUCUGAGAUCAUAACGAGGCCAUUUAAGACACCGGAGUGAUCCAAUGAAAAUCCACCGUUUUAUGUUCACUGCAGCACCCACUUCAAACAUUACACAGAAGUAUGAUGUCAAUUGGUCUCAGAUAAUUUGGCUCAAUCAUGUAACUGUUCAAAGUAUGUAAAAAAUAAAUACAACUGA